CACCUGCCCCCAAUCCCCCCAUUCCUCAUGUCAGAAAUACCUUUAACUUAAACAACCAAACUGUUGCUUAACGCCAACACCACCGCUCCCUUCUCUCUCUCUCCCUCUCUCUGUUAUAUUUUCAUUUUUCACCACCAAUCUACUAAGCCCAGCCGCUUCACCUUCAGCUACUUUCCCAUGGACUGCGCCUCUGACAAUCUUGCCUCCUCUUCCUCUUCUUCUUCCGACACCAAUCCCGACACACCACGUGCCUCCUCUUCUUCGUCUUCUUCUUCUUCCUCCUUCUCUGCCGUACAUCGUGCGCUUAAUUUUAUUCAGUCUCACGACUCUGAUUUAAAGCUCGAAGGUGCCAGAGAAAUCCGCCGCCUCACCAAGACUUCUCAGCGCUGCCGCCGCCAGCUCGCCGCCGCCGUUAAGCCUCUCGUUCAAAUGCUCUGUGAUCACUCGUCUGAGUCUCAUCAUGAGUCUGCUCUUCUCGCGCUCCUUAAUCUUGCCGUUAAAGAUGAAAAGAAUAAGAUCAGUAUUGUAGAAGCUGGGGCCUUAGAACCAAUAAUUAAUUUCCUUCAGUCUCAAAAUUUGAACCUACAGGAGUCUGCUACUGCAGCUUUGCUCACUUUGUCUGCUUCUACUGUGAACAAGCCAUUUAUAAGUGCUUCUGGUGCCAUCCCUCUCCUGGUUGAAAUCCUUAGACAUGGAAGCCAACAAUCCAAGUUUGAUGCUGUAAUGGCUCUCUCAAAUCUCUCAACACACCCGGAUAAUCUCAGCAUCAUUCUUGAAACAAAUCCGAUCCCAUCUAUAGUUAAUUUGCUCAAAUUCUGUAAAAAAUCAUCAAAAACAGCUGAGAAAUGUAGUGCUCUUAUAGAAUCAUUAGUGGCAUUUGAUGAGGGUAGAAUUGCAUUGACAUCUGAAGAAGGUGGAGUGUUUGCUGUCGUUGAAGUGCUUGAAAAUGGAUCUCUUCAAGGUCGGGAGCAUGCAGUUGGGGCACUACUUAUGAUGUGUCAGAGUGACCGAUGUAAAUAUAGAGAACCAAUUCUUAGAGAAGGUGUGAUUCCUGGUCUGCUUGAGCUCACAGUUCAAGGAACGCCCAAGUCUCAGACAAAAGCACAAACCCUUUUGCGGUUAUUGAGGGAUUCUCCCCAAACAAGAUCGGACCUUCAACCUGAUACUCUGGAGAAUAUUGUUUGUAAUAUAAUCUCUCAAAUGGAUGGAGAUGAACAGUCUGGAAAAGCAAAAAAGAUGUUGGCUGAGAUGGUACAAGUUAGCAUGGAACAGAGCCUAAGACAUUUACAGCAAAGGGCUCUGGUAUGCACGCCAACUGAUAUUCCUAUUCCCAGUUGUACUUCUGAAGUUUCCUCAAAAUGAUUGUUUUGUUUACAGCUUUUCCUUUUUGUGAGGUUUGUGAGAACAAAUUUUCCUCUGUAGAAAAGAUAAAAUAAGGUACAGUGAAAAAGAGAAAAAA
Messenger RNA from Pistacia vera, 1459 nucleotides. Its product is annotated as U-box domain-containing protein 4-like. Gene Ontology annotation, molecular function: protein binding. Bases 178 to 1362 code for a protein of 394 amino acids. The transcript has 2 exons. Gene Ontology annotation, cellular component: nucleus; cytoplasm. The record is from RefSeq and is a predicted model, not a curated record. Lineage: Eukaryota; Viridiplantae; Streptophyta; Magnoliopsida; Sapindales; Anacardiaceae.